Messenger RNA from Cetraspora pellucida, 816 nucleotides. The record is from the annotation of a GenBank genome assembly. Lineage: Eukaryota; Fungi; Glomeromycota; Glomeromycetes; Diversisporales; Gigasporaceae.
CCGAAGAAGAUCCAGAUGCUUAUUUGCCUGCUUUGCCGCCCGAUCUUCUUGCAGAACGACAGAGAAAAAAAGCAGCUAAACUAGAACAAAAUGUUGACUCUCAACAUAACGGAGCUGCUAAACUCAAAAGACGCCCAUUUGGACCAGCAUUACCGAAUCCCACUGAAUAUUUAAAUUUUGACGAGGAAGAGGAAGAAGAAAUUGUUAUUGGCCCAGUAUUACCUGAGAACUUUGAAAAAGACAAAGAUGAUCUUAUAUUACAACAGACAAUUCAAGAGUUCGAAGAAAGAGCUGAAAAGAUGCGUCAAACAUCAGAGCCUGACAAUAAAGCUGACAAACCUUUACAACGUGGAGAAUGGAUGCUCGUGCCACCAGAAUCAACAUUUUUAGGAGAGACGCCAACCAACAUGCGUUCUCGCCAAUUCAAACAAAGGGCGCAUGAUCCAGAAAAAAAAGACAAUUCACUUUGGACAGAAACUCCUGCCGAUAGGCAGAUAAGAUUACAAAAAGAAAUUACUGGUCAAAAACGUAAACACGAAAAAGAAAUGGAUGAUGAUCCGAUAAAGUAUUCACGUGUUGAUAUUGAGAAAGCAGAAACUAUAAAAGCAUAUAAUGAACUACAUCGACCGAAGUCUCUUUUAGAGACUCAUUCUGAAGAUUAUAACAAAUCGCGUAGAUGGAAAGCAGAUGAUGUUAGCAAACGUCCAUUUGAUCGCGAAAAAGAUGUAUUAGGUUCACGUCGUAUGGAUUCACGUAAACGCAAAGAGUUUAUAGAUAAUUCAAAAGAAUUGAGCUCCAAGUUCGGACAUGGGAAAG